AUGGAAUAUACAGUUUUACAACUUUGGUUAAAAUUCCAAAGAAACAAAGAACAGAACUCUGGUUAUUCAGUUAUCCUCUUUGAUAACAAUGACACAGAUCUCCCAUUAGAAUUGACUAUUGUAGAUAACAAUGACACAGAUCUCCCAUUAGAAUUGACUAUUGUAGAUAACAAUGACACAGAUCUCCCAUUAGAAUUGACUAUUGUAGAUAACAAUGACACAGAUCUCCCAUUAGAAUUGACUAUUGUAGAUUAUAAUGACACAGAUCUCCCAUUAGAAUUGACUAUUGUAGAUAACAAUGACACAGAUCUCCCAUUAGAAUUGACUAUUGUAGAUAACAAUGACACAGAUCUCCCAUUAGAAUCGACUAUUGUAGAUAACAAUGACACAGAUCUCCCAUUAGAAUUGACUAUUGUAGAUAACAAUGACACAGAUCUCCCAUUAGAAUUGACUAUUGUAGAUAACAAUGACACAGAUCUUCCAUUAGAAUUGACUAUUGUAGAUAACAAUGACACAGAUCUCCCAUUAGAAUUGACUAUUGUAGAUAACAAUGACACAGAUCUCCCAUUAGAAUUGACUAUUGUAGACAACUAUGACACAUACAAAUAA
Messenger RNA from Mytilus trossulus (common blue mussel), 609 nucleotides. RefSeq lists its product as uncharacterized. NCBI's taxonomy places the organism in Eukaryota, Metazoa, Mollusca, Bivalvia, Mytilida, Mytilidae. The coding region runs from base 1 to 609 and encodes 202 amino acids. The record is from RefSeq and is a predicted model, not a curated record. The transcript has 2 exons.